This is a messenger RNA of Corapipo altera (White-ruffed manakin), 2023 nucleotides long. Its product is annotated as keratin-associated protein 5-5-like. NCBI's taxonomy places the organism in Eukaryota, Metazoa, Chordata, Aves, Passeriformes, Pipridae. The coding region runs from base 373 to 1686 and encodes 437 amino acids. The transcript has a single exon. The record is from RefSeq and is a predicted model, not a curated record.
GAAAUCCAGAUCUUUUGAGCCUUUUGGUCUAUUGUGUCUUGCAAAAAGUAGGGAGGGCAGAGUGGAAAAUGAGCUUCUUGGGGUGGAAGUUCAGGGAGCGAUCUUCAGGGAGGAGGGAAGUUGGAUGAAAUCUCUCUGGGAUAGCGACAGGUGGCUCGAUUUCUGUAAGGAUCUUCCUUGGCAACUCAAGGAAGUUUGGCACCUCAAGGAACUCAGUAGGAAGCAGGAUGGGAUGUGGGUACCACCUACAGCUUGAGGCAGCAGCACUUCUAUGCCAAAAUUAACACUAGGCUUGGAGAGACGGGUCGUGUCUGAAAGUCUGUUGUGUUUCAGGUCCUCACUCCGUCCACCCUCAACCACACUCCCAACAACAUGUGCUCCACUGGAUGUUGCUCCACAGGAUGCUGCUCCGUCGUAAAGACCAAGACCGUGUGCUGCAGCCCCUGCCAGAAAACCGUGUGCUGCAGCCCCUGCCAGAAAACCGUGUGCUGCGAGAAGAGCGUGUGCUGCAGCCCGUGCCAGCAGUCCUGCUGCUGCGACCCGUGCCAGAAGACUGUCUGCUGUGACCCGUGCCAGAAGACUGUCUGCUGUGACCCGUGCCAGUCUGUGUGCUGCGACCCGUGCCAGAAGACCGUGUGUUGUGAGCCCUGCUGUGACCCAUGCCAGCAGGCAGUCUGCUGUGACCCAUGCCAGAAGCCCUGCUGUGACCCGUGCCAGACUGUGUGUUGUGACCCAUGCCAGAAGCCCUGCUGUGACCCGUGCCAGACUGUGUGUUGUGACCCAUGCCAGAAGCCCUGUUGUGACCCGUGCCAGCAGGCAGUCUGCUGUGAUCCAUGCCAGAAGCCCUGUUGUGACCCGUGCCAGCAGGCAGUCUGCUGUGAUCCAUGCCAGAAGCCCUGUUGUGACCCAUGCCAGCAGGCAGUCUGCUGUGAUCCAUGCCAGAAGCCCUGCUGUGACCCGUGCCAGACUGUGUGCUGUGACCCGUGCCAGAAGCCUUGUUGUGACCCGUGCCAGACUGUGUGCUGUGACCCGUGCCAGCAGGCAGUCUGCUGUGAUCCAUGCCAGAAGCCCUGUUGUGACCCGUGCCAGCAGGCAGUCUGCUGUGAUCCAUGCCAGAAGCCCUGUUGUGACCCAUGCCAGCAGGCAGUCUGCUGUGAUCCAUGCCAGAAGCCCUGCUGUGACCCGUGCCAGACUGUGUGCUGUGACCCGUGCCAGAAGCCUUGUUGUGACCCGUGCCAGACUGUGUGCUGUGACCCGUGCCAGCAGGCAGUCUGCUGUGAUCCAUGCCAGAAGCCCUGCUGUGACCCAUGCCAGCAGGCAGUCUGCUGUGACCCGUGCCAGAAGCCCUGCUGUGACCCAUGCCAGCAGUCCAGCUGCUGUGACCCAUGCCAGUCUGUGUGCUGUGACCCGUGCCAGAAGCCCUGCUGUGACCCGUGCCAGUCUGUGUGCUGUGACCCGUGCCAGUCUGUGUGCUGUGACCCGUGCCAGCAGCCUGUGUGCUGCACCAAGGUGUGCCAGAAGUCUGUCUGCUGUGUGCCCCGGCCCUGCUGCUCCUCCUGCUGCUCCUACGUGGUGAAGAAGCCCGUGGUGGUUUGCUGCAGCCCCGUGCAGUGCUGCACCACUGUCAGGAAGUGCUGUGUGCCCUGCAUCCCCAUCCAGCAGUGCUGCAUCAAGAAGAGCUGCUGAGCUGUCCCUGGGUGGCAAAAGCACCUCUGCCAGCUCCACGUCUGGUGUGCAACAAGAACAGGCCCCAGGAGAUGAAAACCUGCUUGUUUGCCUCUGGUUCUCAUCACAAUGGAGCCAACACGUAGGGAUUUUCUUCUUCUUCUUUUCAAGCUUAAGCUGCUGCUUCUUUCUGUCCUUUAGUUAUUGAGUAUCUUCAAUUUAUCACCCAUAGUAUAAGGCAAAGAGCCAUUAGAUAUUAGUGGGGUGUUCAUUCUCUUCUUGGUGGUUGGGACUUGGGAGCCCUUUGCUGUUAAUGUGAUCACUCUUCAUUCCCUCUCUUGGCUUGUAGACAAUAAAA